AUGGAGCUGGUGAGCGGGCGAGACCCCCACCUCCGAGAGGUCGUGCGGUUUGCGGCGCGGUGCAGAGCCCUGACGCUGCUGCUGCAGGCCGUGUUUAACCUCCUGAUCCCAGAUCACGCCGCAGAUGCCUUCUCUCCUCCUCGCCUGCCCGAGCCUGGGCCGUGGGACCUGCUCGUGGAGCGGCUGCUGGGCGGCCUCUCGCACUGGGACGCGGAGCAUUUCCUCUUCAUCGCCGAGCGCGGUUACCUGUACGAGCACAACUGCGCCUUCUUCCCGCUGUACCCCCUGAGCGUGCGGGCCGUGGCCGAGGCUGCUCUGUGGCUUCGGCUGCUGCGCCUGCGGAGCCGCCUGCUGCUCUCGGCUGCGCUGCUUAAUUCUCUCUUUUCCGUCCUGGCAGCCGCUGCCCUGUAUGAGCUGGGCUGCGUCGCGCUGCGGUGUCGCAGGGUGGCUUUUCUCGCCGCCGUUCUCUUUGCUGUCAGCCCUGCCAACGUGUUCCUGGCAGCCGCUUACUCGGAGAGCAUGUUUGCCUUCCUGGCGUUCAGUGCCAUGUGGCAACUGGAGAAGGGGCAGAGCUGGCUCAGUGGGCUGCUCUUCUCCCUUGCUUCUGGGGUGCGAGCCAACGGGCUCGUUAACGCUGGCUUCUUUCUCUACUCCCGCGGUAAACGCUUUGCUCUGCAGCUCCAGGUGGGUUCAGGAUCGCUCAGGAAGCUCCCCCCUUUAUGGAAGCAGCUCCUUAGCGCGGCGUUUUCGACUCUUCUGACGUGUGCUGGGAUUUUUCUGCCUUUUGCUUUAUUUCAGUAUUAUGCCUACGGGAGGUUCUGUGGUCCCGGUACCAACCCAGAGCCGGCUGUUUCCGAGCCACUGCUGCAGCUGGCUCUGGACAGGGGCUAUCGUGUGGUGACCACGCAUGGGGUUAAACCCCCAUGGUGCUCCCAGCGGUUCCCCGUGGUCUAUUCCUAUAUUCAAGACGUUUACUGGAAUGUGGGCUUUUUGAGGUAUUUUGAGCUCAGACAGAUACCAAAUUUCUUGCUUGCUUUGCCUGUCACGCUUCUGGGCUCCUGGGCUGCCUGGACCUACAUCGUUGCAAACCCCCGGCACUGCCUGACUCUUGGUCUAGAGAGAAGAAGGAGCGAAGAGGAGGGUAAACCCACAGCUGGAUUUUGCUGCCCCGCUGUCUUCGUGUAUGUGGUCCACGCCACGGUCCUGCUGGUGUUUGGGUUCUUCUGCAUGCACGUGCAGGUGCUGACCCGGUUCCUUGGCUCCUCAUCUCCCGUCCUGUACUGGUUUUGUGCUCACCUGCUUCAAGAACACGAACCUUUGCUGUGGCACGAAGGGACUGGUGAUCAAACCACAGCACCUCGCUCCGAGAAGUCUCUGCUAGGGAAACCUGGUGGGAAAGGGACUUCAGAAAACCCUGUUGUGAGGCUGCUGCUGAACUGCAGAUUAAUUACCCCGCUCAGCAAAUGCAUCCUCGGAUUCUUCCUGUCCUACUGGCUGCUGGGGCUGAUUCUGCACUGCAACUUCUUGCCGUGGACGUAA
Mesitornis unicolor (brown roatelo) is the source of this 1539-nucleotide messenger RNA. It is a transcript of the gene PIGV, whose product is annotated as phosphatidylinositol glycan anchor biosynthesis, class V. Gene Ontology annotation, biological process: GPI anchor biosynthetic process. Gene Ontology annotation, cellular component: endoplasmic reticulum membrane; mannosyltransferase complex. NCBI's taxonomy places the organism in Eukaryota, Metazoa, Chordata, Aves, Mesitornithiformes, Mesitornithidae. The record is from RefSeq and is a predicted model, not a curated record. Gene Ontology annotation, molecular function: GPI mannosyltransferase activity; alpha-1,6-mannosyltransferase activity.